This is a messenger RNA of Nakaseomyces glabratus, 1842 nucleotides long. RefSeq lists its product as uncharacterized. NCBI's taxonomy places the organism in Eukaryota, Fungi, Ascomycota, Saccharomycetes, Saccharomycetales, Saccharomycetaceae. The record is from RefSeq and is a predicted model, not a curated record.
AUGAAGAUUAAGCAAGAUAAUGCUAUACUAGAAUCAUCGCAACUGUUGGAAUUAAAGACAUCGAUCGCUCGACUCAGUGAAUCUUUGAUUAAUGGAACAUGUAUUGUUAUUACUCAGGAUGAUAUACAGGCAGCCCGAACUAUAGAUAACAUAAUUGAAGACUCUAUAAUACAAGGUGAUGAGUACUUAUGCAGAAUCGCUAGAAAACAGUUGAAGAAGCUUGUUGAGAAAUGGAUAAAGGCAAAUUUUACCAAGUCAAAGUUGAGAAAGAAUUCAAUAAAUGUGUUUGAUCGUUACAAUGGUGUUUGUGAUCUUCUGUACUCAACCAUCAGGAAGCUCAAACCAUGGAAACAUUUGAAUAUGUUUUUACUCCCAUACUAUUUAAUGUACAGCCUGGCUGCAGUUCCAAUGGCUCACUUAAUCAUAUGCAAAUCAAUAUUUAAGAACUGCUUUGAGACUGAAACAUUAACUGUGAAGGGUGUGUUUGUCAUAAAAAACAUACUACAAUAUUGCGAUGUUACCGAUUCUGAUCGGAAUACUAUCAUUGAACUUGGUAUAUUACGUCUCGAGGAUAUAUUAGAAUCAGAAGGUGAAGAUCAGGACUAUUUUACCGAGUAUGAGUCGACUAUGCAACUAGGCCGUUUAAUGAGUGAAAAUGUCUAUAAAUACUAUUUCAAGAAGGGUAAUGCUCUUAUGGUGGAAAACUUUCAAAAGAUUCUUGACAAGUCUAAGUUUGAGCAUAUCAAAUUGCAAGUGUUAGAAACUUUGUACAAUGAUUCUUCUAAGAAAGACUUCAUUUUGGAUACAUUAGCAAAGUAUAUAUGCUCUGAUCCAUUAGCAGAAAACAUAUCAGUCGUGCUAAAAAGAUACAUUACGAUGUCCGCUAAUUAUUACCGUAUUGAUUCCCACAACCUAAUGAGUGCACUGAAAGAUAAAAUAAAAAAAGAAAUACUCAAAACCUAUAAAAAUAGAGACUAUGAAUUCUAUGAUGCUGUUCAAAAAUUCUGUGAGAAGAUGAUCAAAAUGAAGAAUGAAAGCAAUAUCAAUUUAGCGCCAUCAUCAAGAGCCCAACGUAACUUCUUUGCUAGUGAAAAUGAUAUGCUUUACUGGAAGAAUUUGUUUCACAGAAUUGCCGAACUUCUAUCUGAUCCCAAGAUAUUCACAGAACGUAUAUUAAUGCCAAAGCUAGUACGACAGAUUGCCUUUGACACAUUAGUUGACAGAAUGCCGUUUUCUAAGAAAUAUCCGGCAGAAAACCUAUUUCUAGAAGUCAUAUGUGAAAUAGAACCACAUUGCAGACAUUUCACAAAUCUAAUAUCAAGAGCAGUAGAUAAUGCUAAUAUCUUUAACCAUUGCACGGAAACGAUGCUAUUUCUACCAUUGGUAUUUCCAGAAUCUUCAAGAGAAUCCCUCAGCAUAUCAAAUAUGAGGAAUGAUGUACCGUGUUGGCCAAGUAUGGAAUUGGCAAACUUCUGGCAAGAAAAAGUAGUGCAAAAACAGAAUGAAGGAAAGACACUAAAACCUUGUUUUUCUAUGCAUACAUUUUUGAUUGAAACUCCCAUCAGUAUGCAUGACGGUAGAAAAUUAAAUCUAGUAUGCAAUAUGUAUGUGGCAAGUAUUAUCUGUUUGUUCAAUGAUACUAGUGAAUUAUCCGUUAACGAAAUUGUUGAUACACUGAAGACCUGGAAUUAUGAUCUCGAUAUUAACCGAUUGACUUUGACAUUAAAGAGAAUGGUUCAGCAACAGAUUUUGAUUGUGCUACCCAAUAAGAAAUUCUCAAUCAACUAUAAACCGUUAUUAUCUAAAAGACAACAAAAACUUGGCUACAUUAAAAUCAAUUGA